Messenger RNA from Colossoma macropomum (tambaqui), 851 nucleotides. It is a transcript of the gene sod1, whose product is annotated as superoxide dismutase 1, soluble. The transcript has 5 exons. The coding region runs from base 86 to 550 and encodes 154 amino acids. Lineage: Eukaryota; Metazoa; Chordata; Actinopteri; Characiformes; Serrasalmidae. The record is from RefSeq and is a predicted model, not a curated record. Gene Ontology annotation, cellular component: cytosol; mitochondrion; nucleus. Gene Ontology annotation, biological process: removal of superoxide radicals. Gene Ontology annotation, molecular function: copper ion binding; superoxide dismutase activity.
AGAGCUGCUGCGCUGUCUGGCGGCUUUGCUCAGCUCGGUCAUUUCGUUUUGUAGCCACAACUGUCACGCACAUAUACACAAAAACAUGGCACAGAAGGCCGUGUGUGUUCUCAAAGGGACCGGAGAGGUGACUGGCACGGUUUACUUCGAGCAGCAGGAUGGAAGUGCUCCAGUAAAGGUUACAGGAGAGAUCACUGGCCUCACCCCUGGCCUGCAUGGAUUUCAUGUCCAUGCUUUUGGAGACAACACGAACGGUUGCAUAAGUGCAGGACCACACUAUAACCCCCACAACAAAACCCACGGUGGACCUAAUGAUGAAAUCAGGCAUGUUGGAGAUCUGGGUAAUGUGACUGCUGGGAGUGACGGUGUUGCCAAAAUAAACAUUGAGGAUAAAGUUCUGUCACUGAGUGGGCCGUACUCGAUCAUUGGGAGGACCAUGGUGAUUCAUGAGAAGGAGGAUGACUUGGGUAAAGGAGGCGAUGAAGAAAGUCUCAAAACUGGUAAUGCUGGUGGUCGCCUGGCCUGUGGUGUUAUAGGCAUCACUCAGUGAAGCAGGCUCCACCACCAACUGCCCCAUUUUAGCACUGGAACAACUCGGAGCGCUCAGUGACCAACGCAGCUGCCCUGUCUACCACUUAACCUGUUGAAGUCUAAAAGUUUAUUUUUUACAGAAUUUAGAAAAAUGAAUAGCGUACCCAUGCCUUAGCUGUCUGUAUCUUGUUUCCUGCAGCGCACUUACACCUGGCAAUCAGUUGAUUUGUUUCCUUGGCAAAAUUAUAAGUCUGUGACAGUGAAAUAUUGUUUAUUUUCACUGAAUUCCCACUUGUCCAAUAAACAUUUGCUGGAUACCA